CUCUCUAAAGAAACUUUCAACUGAAUCCAUCAGGUUUUUCUCAACAAAACAGCAGAAUCUCUGCCAAACCCUGAGUGUGGAUAUGUCUGCUGCCAGCUGUCUGCUGACUGAAGAUCAGUUUCUGUGCUCCAUCUGUCUGGAUGUGUUCACUGAUCCAGUCAGCACACCAUGUGGACACAACUUCUGUAAAACCUGCAUCACUCAACACUGGAAUAUUAAUGUCCCGUAUCAGUGUCCCAACUGUAAACAGAUUUUCUACUCAAAACCUGAGCUGCAGGUCAACACUUUCAUCUCUGAGAUGGCUGCUCAGUUCAGACAGUCAGCUCAACAGAAAGCCAGCAGCAGCAGCUCAGAGCAACAAGCUGCCAAACCAGGAGAAGUUCCCUGUGACGUCUGCACUGGAACCAAAGUGAAGGCCCUGAAGUCCUGCCUGGUGUGUCUGGCCUCCUACUGUGAGACUCACCUGGAGCCUCAUCUGACAGCUUCACGCCUGAAAAGACAUCAGCUGAUCGACCCUGUGGAGAACCUGGAAGGCAGGAUGUGUACGAAGCACGAUAAACUGCUGGAGCUGUUCUGUAAGACCGACCAGAUGUGUGUCUGCAUGCUCUGCACUGUUUUAGACCACAAGACACAUGAUGUUGUUCCUCUGAAAGAAGAAUAUGAAGGAAAGAAGGCCGAGCUGGGGAAGACAGAGGCUGAAACUCAGCAGAUGAUCCAGAAGAGACGACUGAAGAUUCAGGAGAUCAAACGCUCAGUGGAGCUCAGUAAGGAAGAUGCAGACAGAGAGAUAGCAGGUGGUGUUCAGGUCUUCAGCGCUCUGAAGGAGUCUGUUGAGAGAAGCCAGGCCGAGCUCAUCGACACGAUCAAAGAGAAGCAGAGAGAGACAGAGAAACAGGCUGAAGGCUUCAUCAAAGAGCUGGAACAGGAAAUCUCUGAGCUGAAGAAGAGAAGCUCUGAGGUGGAGCAGCUCUCACGCUCUGAAGACCUCCUCCACCUCCUCCAAAGAUUCCCGUCCCUGAACGCUGCUCCACCCACCAAGGACUGGACAGAAGUCAGCGUCCGUCCACCUUCAUAUGAGGGGACUGUGAGGAGAGCUGUGAAGCAGCUGGAGGAGACGCUCAGUAAACAGAUGAAGAAGCUGCUUGAGGCCGAGCUGAAGAGGGUCCAGCAGUAUGCAGUGGAUGUGACACUCGAUCCUGAUACAGCAAAUCCUUGGCUCAUCCUGUCUGAUGAUGAGAAACAAGUAAAGUGUGGUGAUAUAAAGAAGAAUCUCUCAGACAAUCCAGAGAGAUUUGAUACUUGUCCCUGUGUCUUAGCAAAGCAGAGUUUCUCUUCAGGAAGAUUUUACUACGAGGUUCAGGUUAAAGGGAAGACUGACUGGGAUUUAGGAGUGGCCAGAGAGUCGAUCAACAGGAAGGGAAUAAUCACAACGACUUCUCAGGAUGGUUUCUGGAUGAUAUGGUUGAGGAAUAAAAAUGAGUACAAAGCGUGUGCAGACCCUCCAGUCCGUCUCUCUCUGAAGUCUCAGCCUGAGAAGGUGGGGGUGUUUGUGGAUUAUGAGGAGGGUCUGGUCUCCUUUUAUGACGUUGAUGCUGCAGCUCUUAUCUGCUCCUUUACUGGCUGCUACUUCACUGAGAAACUCUACCCAUUCUUUAGUCCUUGUAAUAACGAUGGUGGUAAAAACUCUUCCCCUCUGAUCAUCUCUCCUGUCAAUCACACUGAGCAGAACAACCAUUUGAUUUUCUACAUUUAA
Molecule: messenger RNA, 1753 nt
Organism: Micropterus dolomieu (smallmouth bass)
Lineage: Eukaryota; Metazoa; Chordata; Actinopteri; Centrarchiformes; Centrarchidae
Product: E3 ubiquitin-protein ligase TRIM21-like
Exons: 3
Coding region: 83-1753 (556 amino acids)
Molecular function (GO): protein binding; zinc ion binding
Source: RefSeq, a predicted model, not a curated record